This is a messenger RNA of Drosophila teissieri, 2570 nucleotides long. Its product is annotated as arylsulfatase B. The transcript has 6 exons. Lineage: Eukaryota; Metazoa; Arthropoda; Insecta; Diptera; Drosophilidae. Bases 166 to 1965 code for a protein of 599 amino acids. The record is from RefSeq and is a predicted model, not a curated record.
UCGAGUCCGGCGGAACAGAGAUUAGAAUUAGGGGAACUAUUACCUCGAUCGCGAAAACCAGUGAGUGAAAUUGACAUGCACGAAUCCAGCUGAUAAGUCCAUUGUUAUUUGGAUUCCUUUUAUUUGAUUUCGCUGUCCCACAUCUUGCUCACUCCAUUCACGGCGAUGUCAACUCAUCUGGAUAGAUUCAGCAGUGCUACCUCGUUGAUAACUGGCUUUGUUUUAUGUAUUGCCUUAUCAAAUGGCAUAAUUGCCACAUCCGAUAAGCCCAAUAUCAUCAUUAUAAUGGCAGAUGAUCUGGGUUUCGACGACGUUAGCUUUCGCGGCUCCAAUAACUUCCUCACUCCCAACAUUGAUGCAUUGGCAUAUAGCGGAGUGAUCCUUAAUAAUCUCUAUGUCGCUCCAAUGUGCACACCCAGUAGAGCAGCUUUUCUGACUGGAAAAUAUCCUAUAAAUACGGGAAUGCAGCAUUAUGUGAUUGUGAACGAUCAGCCUUGGGGUCUUCCCCUCAAUGAGACUACCAUGGCGGAGAUUUUCCAGGAAAACGGUUAUCGGACAAGUCUCCUGGGAAAGUGGCAUUUGGGAUUUUCACAGCGUAAUUUUACACCUACGCAAAGGGGCUUCGAUCGGCAUUUCGGAUACCUUGGGGCCUAUGUGGACUACUACACCCAGAGCUAUGAACAACAGAACAGGGGAUACAAUGGGCACGAUUUCCGCGACAAUCUUAAAUCCAACCACGAUCAGGUGGGACGCUAUAUUACCGAUGUGCUCACCGAUGCUGCCGUGAAGGAAAUUGAGGAUCAUGGAUCGAAAAAUUGCAGCCAGCCCCUUUUUCUACUUUUGAAUCACCUGGCUCCCCAUGCUGCAAAUGAUGAUAAUCCCAUGCAGGCACCAGCGGAGGAGGUGUCUCGAUUCAAAUACAUUGGCAAUAAAACGCAUCGCUACUACGCCGCAAUGGUUUCCAAGCUGGAUCAAAGUGUGGGAUCUGUGAUCGACGCCCUAGCUCGUCAGGAAAUGCUCCAAAACAGCAUCGUACUCUUCCUGUCCGAUAAUGGUGGGCCAACACAGGGACAGCACUCUACGACUGCCUCUAACUAUCCACUGAGGGGGCAAAAGGAUUCCCCCUGGGAGGGUGCUCUGAGAUCCUCGGCGGCCAUUUGGAGCACUGAGUUCGAGCGGCUGGGAAGUGUGUGGAAGCAGCAGAUCUACAUUGGCGACCUGUUGCCUACAUUGGCGGCAGGAGCCGGAAUAUCCCCGGAUCCGGCGCUCCAUUUGGACGGAUUGAAUCUGUGGUCUGCCCUCAAGUACGGAUACGAAUCUGUAGAGCGGGAGAUGGUCCAUGUGAUUGACGAGGACGUGGCGAUGCCGCAUUUGUCCUAUACGCGUGGCAAGUGGAAGGUCAUUAGCGGCACUACCAAGCAGGGUCUCUAUGACGGCUGGCUUGGUCACAGGGAAACCAGUGAAGUGGAUCCUCGCGCCGCGGAAUACGAGGAACUCGUUCGGAAUACCAGUGUGUGGCGGCAAUUGCAGCAGGUGUCCUUCGGAGAGCGCAACAUCAGCGAAUUAAGAGAACAGGCCAGUAUUGAAUGUCCGGAUACUGCGACAGGAGUCAGACCCUGCCUGCCUCUCGAGGCACCCUGCCUCUUCGACAUCGAGGCUGAUCCUUGCGAGCGGAGCAACCUAUAUGCAGAGUAUAAAAACUCGACGACCUUUCUGGAUCUUUGGGCCCGGAUCCAGCAAUUUGCCAAACAGGCACAUCCUCCCAAUAAUAAGCCGGGGGAUCCCGACUGCGACCCCAGAUUGUACCAUAAUGAGUGGACCUGGUGGCAGGACGAGAUGGCUUCCUGUUCAGGGACAAUCGGAGGACUGAAAGUCUUUACCCUCUUGGUGGUAUUCAUCCUCACAACCUCACAAGCGGUGUAUUCAUUAAAUUCAAAUUUGUAUGUAGGUAAAAUGUUAAAUUAAAUAUUGUUAGCAAAGUUGAUGUGUAUUCUACAAAUUAAUUAAAACCAAGAUAGACAGUAUAUAUUUUAUUCUUACAUUAUUGCUAAUGUAUUUAUUUUCAAAGGCCAAAGCUUUGUCAUUUAGAUUGUGAAGAUAUCCCCCUAUAAACAGUGCGACACUUUAUAACUUAUAUUCUAACUAGCAAUAAUCAUUUCUGGGAAAUGUCGAACUGGAUCCAGUGUCAAAUAGCCAAUCUCCCUGUUUUUCUAAUCAAUCACCUCGAAACCUCGUCAAAUUAAAUGAAACCCCAGCAAAAUAGCUUUCUGCCAAUCAAAGUGGCUUAGAAAGUAUUUAACCUUUUUAAUUUACGACACUGAAAUCAAGGAAAAUACUGUAAUCAAUAUUAAUCAACAGCUGUUCUAGCUAUCAAUAAAAGAUACCCGGUACUCAGCUACCGAUAAAAAUUGGCACCAAAAACAAAAGAAGAAAAUGUUUGACUUGCAUGAAUCGGCACUUUUGGAAAAAUGUUGAAUUAUUUUAAUUGUAAUCAGAAAAAAAAUGUAAUUUCUCGUUUGCACUUCCACAAUCUGAGUAAUGGGUAUCUGAUAGUCGAUUAACUCGACUCU